UCUCGACUCUCGCAUCCCUCUCACGCUCUGUCGCUCAAUCUCAAUCGAAAUCAAUAUCGCAAACGGCUCUCGCUCUCGCUCUCUGCCUGACUGCCUCUCACGACUAUUGACUCCGACUGCCGUCGGUCUGCGGCUGCCUGCCUCUCUCCGUCUCCCGUCGCUCUCUGCCUCUAGCUCUCCGCCCGUCGGUCUGUGAGACACUGACUACUGUUGUGAGGUUUUCUGUAAACAUCAUUACAAUGAAGCUGCUCUGCCUACUUAGGUUUUCUUUUAAACUGGUUGGGACUUGUGGCUGUUUUAUUUUGCAAUUUCUAAGUAAAAGCCAUGAAUUUAGUCUGGCUACUCACUUCUGUGUUCUGUCCUUCCAUUUUAUAUUUUCUGGGCUGGCAUAUUUGCAGACAUUGCUGUGUGUCAAAGCUUCUGCUGCUAUUUGUUGGAUGGUUGGCCCAAAUUCCUGUUCACUAUUUACAUCCUCUAAAGACUUCAAAGUGUUUGGGAUUAUUUUUAGAAAUGAGAAUAAUAUAAAAAUGAAAAAUGCAGGAGAACAAAAAUGUGAAUGGAAUUUCCAUUCUUUUCAAUUUGCUCAAGCCCUAAUUUUUUUUACUUUUUAGGGCUGUUUAGUAGCUUUUUAGGAGCUGUUUUGAAGCGGGUUAGUAUAGGACAAAGGCUUAAGAUUGAUGCUUAGUAUAGGAUAAAGGCUUAAGCUUUUUAGGAGCUGCUUUAGCUGAUAUUAGUUAUGACAAAAUGUAGAUAUUUUUGCUUCAAAAAACGCAAGAAGGCAUCGUUUUAGGUGAAUGGUAAUGUAUUUUAUGUUUUGUUACACGGGGUUUUGGUUUAUGUCCCCCCUGCAUCCUUUUUGUUGUAUUUAAAAAAAAUCAGCGUGAAGAUGAGCCGCCUAGAUUGACUAGGUUCCAAACCCCUUCAAAUUGUUUAUUGUGGUUUUUAUAUACACACAUAAGGGGCAUUUUUUUGGCUUUCCGCCAUGGACAUCCAAAAUCUCAGGAUCGGCCUCCAACUGCUGCUAUGCUGGUUGGUUUUAGAAUUAGUUAUUGUUAUCUGCAAGUCUGUAACCUCGAGUUACUAAAAAUGAGUUCGUUUGUCUCAUAAUGAGCUGAUACCCAAGUCCCUUUACUAGAAAAAUGUUGCUUGCAGGAGCUGUGUUGGAGGCUGGAAAUAAUCUGGUACGUGCACUCCGUUUACAAUUCCUAAUUACGCAAACUUAAAUACAAACCUAAGAUCUCAGUAAUACUUAACAAGCAGUAGUGAACAUGAACGAUGGAACUGAUUGCUGUUUCACCAUCUCAGGACCUUCAACCUUUGAAGCUCUCUAUCAUGAUCACCGUUCUUCACUUAAAAAGUGUUGCUUUCUCUCUUUUUUUAAGUGUUGCAAACUUCUCUAUUGUAUUAUUCUUGAAAAUCACCAUCAUAUACACAACCAUGGUAAGGAAUAGCAUGAUUUUUAACCCUUAUGGACAUUACUCUAAUCACAAUUAACUCCAACAAAAGGGGUUUGUGGUAAAAAAAUUAUGCCCGUUAAACAAAGUAAUUGCUAGAUAGCUACGGAAUUGGAUUAGAAUGAGGAACAUGUACUUUUUUGGAGAAAAUAUGAUAUAAUAGAUACAAAAAGGGUUGCCAACGUACACAAUAGCUAGUAUGCGCAGAAGUCUCGUCUUCGUUGUAAUACUAGGAGCGUGUAUGAGAAAUGGGUGAACCAACAUCAAUAUUAAAAGCAAAACAAAAAAUGGAAAGUGCUAAACUUAAUCAAGCCAUUAGCAAAUAAAACAUCCUUUCUUGCAUAUACUAAGAUAAAGAAUCUAAAGAGCUUUCUCUGUGAGACAUUGACUUCUUAACCAGUAGUAUUCUACUAAAGUUUAUUAAUUAUGUAAACAUUCCGUCACUCAUUGGUUGUGGAUAUGAAUACGGACCCUUUUAUGGGCUCGUUAUAAGGGAAUAUUGCUAGCUCUUAACCAUGAAUUUGUUUAUUCUGGUAUAACUUUGGGAUAUUCUAUUAUUCUCGGCUCGAGAAAUUGUAUUAGAUCAUUGACGUCACAAGCUUUAGUAAGUUGGACCUAUGCAUUAGUUAUUGAUGUUCAUAUCCUACACAGAAUUGUUGUACGAUGUGUAAAAGAAUGCCUUGCAACUUGUUAUCGGUGACUGUGGUUGAAAAAUUAGUUAUCAUGAUUCCAGACUAUCUUUCUCACUUUGAUGCAAAGUAAAAGUCAAUUUUUUCAUCCUAAAGGAUUUAUUAUUCUUUUUGUUGUUGAUAAUGUGUGUUUGUUUUCCAUUGUUAACUAUCAUAUUGUUAAGUUCCUAGAAUCAAGGUCAGGUAAGAAUUUUUCACUUUCGUGUACCCGUACAUUCUGUGAAGAUUGUAACAUUCACAUCACCUUCAAGUGUGUGUUGUAAAGGUAUCAUGUGAAGAUUGUAAGAUUCACAUAAUAUACCUAGGUACCUUCAGAGUUCUCUUGUUCUCAUGUUCUCUAAGUUCCUGAUAUUUGGCAUGGUUGAUUUGCACAUGGUUAAUUGCCAAGAGACAAAUACAGUAUAGGUCAUUUGCCAACAUCGAGUAUGCAACAUUUUCUGUAGAAAUAUCAGAUAGAUGACCAAUUUGACUCGAAAAACCUUUCUUCGUGAUUUUGAAAGAAAUAUCAAACUGGUUGAUAACUAAAGUUUGUCAAAAUGUAAGGUGUUGAUAGUAAUUUUAUCUGUUUGGUAAUUAACAUUUCAAACCAGAAGAGUUGUGCACAAAAGUAUUUGCCCCGAGGAGGGAUCUUAGAAUUCUGUCUGUAUUAAGGGUUUGGAAAAAGUGUGAAUAUUUGUAGGAGAAUCAUUAUGUGUUUGUCGGAUUACUAACAAUAUGCUGCGUGUUUUUAAUAACUAACAUUUUAGAAUUCGUUAGCUUUGAUCAAUAUUUUUUACAUCAAUCUUCCAGCAGGAUUGGAAGUUCUUGAAACACAAUACCCUCUUUACAUGCCAAGGGUGGAGAUGUUAGGAGACAAUCAGAUUGAAGAUGUUCGCUGGCUCUGUUCUCUCUCAGAAUCUGAGCUCGAUCUACUCAUCAGUCUGAAGGAGAUGGCUAUCCGAAGGGCGUCUUUUGUCGGGCAUGAAUCUUUAUCAAAAAAAUUCAACUUGAAAAUGCUUAGAGGUCUCAGUUUUGUGUUGAUGCAAUUCUUGAAUGAACGGUUGGGCGAGAAUACAGAAGUGGCUGAAUCUGUUUCCGGGUGUGUAGAUGAAUCAAAUAUUGUUAAACACGAAAUCAGUGAAGAGUUUCAGGAAAUGGGUGUAGAAGAGUUGAUGGCGUAUAUCGGUCCGGAUAGGAAGAAGAGGAUAGCUGAUUUGUUUGGUGAUGAUAAUGAUUUAGUUACAGGGAAGAAGAAAAAGAGUUGACCAUGGAAGGUAACCAGUUGGCCUUUAGAUUCAAAGGUUAUGCCAUUGUCUAUUUUUGUUUUCAAUUUUGAGAAACAUACUUGCAGGUUUGCAAUACAUUGUACACCUCAUACCUCAUUUCCGAGUGAAAUAUAAUAUACUAGGUUUGCUUUUAUUAAGGUUGUAAAAUGU
This is a messenger RNA of Cynara cardunculus var. scolymus (artichoke), 3558 nucleotides long. RefSeq lists its product as uncharacterized. The record is from RefSeq and is a predicted model, not a curated record. Bases 2971 to 3387 code for a protein of 138 amino acids. The transcript has 2 exons. NCBI's taxonomy places the organism in Eukaryota, Viridiplantae, Streptophyta, Magnoliopsida, Asterales, Asteraceae.